Molecule: messenger RNA, 7916 nt
Organism: Eriocheir sinensis (Chinese mitten crab)
Lineage: Eukaryota; Metazoa; Arthropoda; Malacostraca; Decapoda; Varunidae
Product: zinc finger protein 704-like
Exons: 9
Coding region: 264-1961 (565 amino acids)
Biological process (GO): regulation of transcription by RNA polymerase II
Cellular component (GO): nucleus
Molecular function (GO): DNA-binding transcription factor activity; RNA polymerase II cis-regulatory region sequence-specific DNA binding
Source: RefSeq, a predicted model, not a curated record
UCAGCUGAUCCACCAGUCAGUUCCACGCAAAUGUAUAUCGCGGGUAGACACGCGUGCGUCUUCACCGUCUUGAGCAACUGUGUUCAAGAUAGACUCUCUCACUGGACCGUGACUUAGCAGUGGGAGGUGUCUGCAGGAUUCUCAAGUCUUAUUACAGUCUUCUUGGACUGGCUGUGCAAAGAAAGUAUUUUCAUAAAACUUGCCAUUGUGUAAAAUAUAAGUUUGAAUAUUUUUUUCACUGCCAAUAAUUUUCGAGGACAACCAUGUCGACCGGCAAGCGGCUGGCGAAGCGGUCCAUCCUGGGCACCCGGGUGGCCUGCUGCCUGGAGGACGGCAAGUACUACGCCGGGGUGAUAUGUGCGGUGAAGACCGUGGACGAGGGCGGCCCCACGGUGUACUCAGUGCGGGUGGAGGGCGAGAGGAGGUCGCGAGAAGUGCGUGAGAGUGACUUGGUGGGCAGCGGCUUCACGGCGGUGGGCUCUGUCAAGCUGAGGGCGGGCCAGCGCGCCUACAUUACCCACAACAACAGGGAGGUGUGCGGCACAGUGCUCUACCACAGACCCAACAUUGACGAGGUGCUCAUCUCCGUCACCAACCCUGAGACCGGCGUGAGGCAAGACGUCAAGAAGCGCAUUGAGGACAUCCGCUUGCUGGAGUCGCGGAAGUCAGCCCGCCUCGCCGACCAGGACACUGACUUCGCCAAACUCGCCGACAUGUCCACAGACCGCAAGGAGCGCAAGCCGUCUCAGACCAUAGACGUGCCAGCGCCCACCACAGGCUUCCAAGGGUCCCGCAAGCGUCGCAGCUCCCGCUCAGAGGAGGACCAAAUGGAUGAGUGCGCCGCUGCUAUGGUCCUGAUGAAGCUCUCCUGCUCACCGCGCUCACCCGUCCUGCCUGAUGGUGUGAUGGGCGAAUCCAUGUCCCCGGGGUCGUCUGUGUCCUCGGGGGUCUGGACAUGGGCGGACGGCUCUUCCUCCUCGUCCUCCUCCUCGUCCUCGUCCCGCUCCCCCGCCCACCGCUCCGCCACGCCCUCGCCGCCCCUCUCAGAGUCCAGCCCCGCCACCCUGGAUGACGGCUUGGAGUUGGAUGAGUCACUCUUCGACGACGCCGUCCCUAGGAAACGGCGGAAGCGAGUGGCGUGCGUUGCCGUAGCUGCGGUGGGGUCCGAGCGAGUCUGCCCUUACGCGAGAGGCCUAUCACCUCCUCCGUCCCCCGUCGCUGCCGCCCCCUUCCCUGCGCCGCCCAACACCCCUGACGAUCCCUGCCUGCACAGCUCCACCCGGACCAUGUUCAAAUGCACUUGGACGGGCUGCCACGAGAUGACGGCCGCCUGUGACGCCAUCGAGAGACACAUUCGCUCCACACACCUCGGGCGCGAGGAGCUCAUCAGCGACCACAGCGACAGUGACAGCGACGACGAGGACGAUCACGAGGAGGAAUUCUACUGGACUGAGGUCGAGGUCAAUGUCACCACCUGGGUUGACCCCUGUGAGCCCCUGGUGACCCCCACGGCCCCGCCAAUCAGCCCCCCGGCACACCCCGUCCUCGCUGCCCCCCAGAAAGUGCUCACCGCCCCGCCCGCUGCCGCCGUCCCCCCGCAGCCGCUGGGGACCUUCCCGUCGGUGCCCCAGCAAGCCACGUCCCCGCAGUACAUCCACGUGUCCUCCCCGCCCACCCUGAGCCACAUGGACAUGGCUCGCCCGCCACAUGAAGACCCUCGCUACAGACAUGCGCCUGGGGGACCAGUCACCAGCCUCUCCAGCUCCUGGCCCCGCACCUCCACCUACCGGAGUUCUGGCAGAGCCAAGGUCAGGGUGAGCUCCUCCCCCAAAGCCUCGCCCGGCCGGGGGAAGAGGAACGGGGAGAGCCGGAAGUGCCGCAAGGUGUACGGCAUGGAGCAGCGGGACCUGUGGUGCACGCAGUGCAAAUGGAAAAAGGCUUGCAGCCGCUUUGGGGAGUAAGGUACCUGUGGCAGCCACUCACUCAGUGGUUCAUUCAGAAAGUAUCACAUAAUACAUUCUAGCACAUUCAAGGACAAAGGAACAAUCUCUAAAUGGUGUCCUCUGGAGAAGAUGGUGCACAACCUCUUCUACCAAGUCUUUGAAUAAGUUUAAUGCUGAAGCUUGAGAAGGACAAAGGUCACUCACCAGAAGGACUGUGAUCAGUGUGUAGCCGCUGCUGAUACAUGACAGGCCAGGCAGCAGCCAACUUACAAUGUGUGAACGGAAGCUUUCACUGAUGGACCCUGGAAGGUAGGCUUUAUCCAAGCUUUUAUCACUGCCACUUUGAGGUUUGGAUCACCAAAUGAUAAAGAGUAUAUUUAUUUACAUCAUAUUCAGAGAUAUGUACAUAGUAGAUGUGAGAAGACUAAGAUUAAGUGGUCAUGCAAAAUUAUUAUAAAUUAAACAUUACUGAAUGUUACACUGAAUGUAAACAUUAUCAUAUCUGGCCUAUGCAGUUUCUCGUUCGAAAUUCAACUUAGACAAGACCCCAAAGCAAAUAACGUACAGAUUUAAAACAAAAAACAUCGCGUGUGUGAAACGGACAAGAUCGAGGCUUCCAAACGUGCACCACCAAUGUUUCAGUAGAUGACAGUUGCCAGUGAUGACCAUGAUGUAUGACAGUGUGACUCAAGUAGACUUGUACAUGUAUUUGUGUUCUGCUACGGCAAUGGACUUUUAAGGACGUAUUGCAGAGCAGAGCCUGGGUGAGACAACCUGGAAGUGUGUAUCACUUAAGACGAUAAAGUUCUAAUUUCGCUAGGUUUAAAUAGAACAAGACAGGUACUAGAUAAUGGAGUAUCCUCCUACACCUCAUGACAUACCUAUUAGAAAAUAUUGUAAUGUAAAGUGUUUGAAGAGUAUGGAAUCCAAGCACUUGAAAUGUACAAAAAAGAAGUGUAAUAAUACUUGACGCCCACUGUGAAACUUGCCGAGUUAAUACUGGAGUUACUUUGUUUGAUUUUGUUGAGCCAGGUAAAGGUAAGGCUGGGAACACACGCCAUAGCUACGGGUGCCCUUGGUGCUCUUCUCCGUCUCUGGCCCUUGAGCCUGAGAACCCAUUACCUAUUUAUCGCCCAGCCAUGAAAGAGGAUCAACAGCUGGGUUGGCUGAGCACUGACAUAACCGGUUGGGAUUCAAACCCAAGCCUGCAGGUUCAUGGCUAGGCAAGCUGACCACUGCACCGCGGAGACAGCCAGAUUGAUUGCACUGCUGUUACGUCAUAUUGUAUAUUUAACCUCUAUAAAUUCUGGUAGAAUAUGAAAGUACUUAGCCAUGUUCACCCUAGUGCAAACAGAUUACUCUAAAUCCAGAGCUAUAUACAUGUAUUAAACCACUUCAAGAAUGUGAUAAGUCUAUUAUACAUUUUUUCUAAGUUGCAUUACUGUGUGCUGCAUUUAAUUUUCUUGUGAUUCAAAACUGGUGCAGGAUGGGGACUGCCACCACCACCACCUUCACCUUGGAGGGUUUACCCACUCAAUGUCUGCCAAACACCAUGUGAUUUUUAUCUUUUAACCCGGUAGCAGCGGGGAUCAUGUUUCUUAAUGGUCCCUCCAAGAGAAAAGUGAGAAAAAAAUCACCCCUCACACAAACCAUUUCAUAAUAUAUAUCAAAGCAUUUGUGAUCAGACUACGUAUCGUCUAUUUUGGGGGGUUUAUAUCAUGGCACAAAUUUGGCCCGUCGCUGCUACACAGUAAAGCCACAAAUUUGGCCCGUCGCUGCUACACAGUAAAGCUACAAAUUUGGCCCGUCGCUGCUACACAGUAAAGCCACAAAUUUGGCCCGUCGCUGCUACACAGUAAAGCUACAAAUUUGGCCCGUCGCUUCUACCGGGUUAAAUAAUGUUGAAAUGCUAACAAAAGCCGAGAGAUUACACAGCUCACUAUGACCAAAGUAGAAAGCAUCUCCUGUCUCCAUGUACACUGCUGCUGCAACAGACAGUACCUUAAUGUAAGAAAAUUGAGCUUGUCAAGAAUGGAACGAAUACCUGUAACACUGGCUUGUCCGUGGCAAGACCUGCUGACUGAAAACAUUUUUUAUUAUGAUGAAGAAUUUGAUGCAUAAUAUUCCAGCACCAGGCAACAAAACGCCUUGUCACAUACUUGAUAGUGCUGACAUUGUCCAACAUCAAAAUUGGCUGUCUAAUAUGCAAAAUACUUUUCUUUCUGAUAACCCUGCUCUCCAUAGUAAAGGUGUUCAUGAGUGGGUAAAUUAUAACAUCUAACUUACAGUCUUGCAUGGUCAUCAGUCUCCCACUCCUGAUCAUGGUUGUGGUACUCCGCUGCUCGCCAGGAGGCUGGUGACCGCCAGCUUUGAGAGUGGAGGUUGUACGAUCUCUUGCUACAAAUUAUCUUUUGAUACUAAGUCUUUCAUUGUGCCAACACAGGACAUUAACUUGUGGUUUCCGUUAGCCGUCGUGCAUGACCAAUAAACCUUUUCCUGUUAGGUUCAGUAGGCAGUGGCGGGAAUGCAGGGGUGGCAGCUGAUCCCUCUGGAAAAAGACAGAAAAUAUAGCACAAUAAUAUUAUUGUGAUCACAAUGACAAAACUGUAAACUGUGAAAAAAAACUUUCUAAAGAUCCAACACAGUAACAACCCAAUAGUUAGAAUUCUACUGGUCAGUAAAUCCCAUGUUUUAAUCCCCAAAAAUAUUUAAAACUUUUUGAAAGCAGAAUAUUUUAAUUUUAAAAAUGUCAUGAAAUUAUAUAGAAAGUAUAUUAAUGUAAUUUUACUGUAUGUGUAAAGAAAAUUUUUAAAAUUUUGAAAUUAAUUUUAAAUAUUAAGAAAUAUUGGAUUAUUUUGAACUCCUUAGAAAGUAUAUAAAUGUAAUUGUAUGCCACAAUAUAGUAAAGCUCUUUAAGUUGGCAUGGCAAAAAAAUUGUUAUUUUUCAUUUUGAGCAACUGCCAGAAAGUCUGGGUAAUGUGCCGUCUGCCGGAGACCCGACGCUCCUCUCAGACAGAAGGACCAAGUCUAAUUUGGUUCAGCCAGCGAGGCGGCCUGCUCCCAAUUGUGCCGACUUAAGAAGUUUUACUAUAUUUUUUCAAAGUGAAAUAGUAAAUAUAAACAACUUAGCAAUGAAAUGACAAUGGAAGAUUUAAACAUCAACUCUAACAGGCUGCCAGUUGUACAUUUAGUUAAUUACAGGUGAUAAGUUAUGCUCAUUUACUAUAUGAUUUGUUACAAUCCAGGCUAGUGGCCACAAUGACCUUUAAUCACACCACCACUGAUGCCAGAACGAGCUCUGUUACUGUGUGCAGGCUUGACACAGCCCAGGACUGAGGGUUUAGCCACUGAUAAUAGAUCUCAACAUGCUCAAGACAAAUGGAUGAGGUGUUUUGCUGCAUACCUCCAAACACUACUGUUGCAUAAGUAAAGAAGAUUUGAGAUGGCAAAAUGUUAUAAAAUACAUACGUACAAGUGUGCACUGAUGGUUUGUAACCCAUGUGGCAAAUCUCUUUUAAUAGUAGCUGGAAAAUAUAUAUAUACUAUAGCAGUGUAUAUUGACAUAAUGUACAUUAUCUUAACAAUAAAGUGUUGCUUGCACUGCCACUGAAGACAACCCUCACGAGGCGCCAACACCCUUCCUCUCCUCCCCGGCACAGUGCCUUGGUCAGCCGCCAGAGCACCCAGUCUCCAGCAACCUGCCAUGCACAUUGCCAAGGUUUAACUUCUUUUACCGUCCAGUGUAUACAUAUCUAGAUCAUUUGAGAAAUGCGUCCAUUUUACUGUUCUUACUCAAGUAAAUGUUGCUUAACUACUAAAUUAACAAGACUGGAGUAUUCUGGUGGUGAUGCCGACGGUAUCUUGGCUGGGGAAGACGGUGCCAUCAGACCAGCAAGGUUGUUAAGUAUCAUUGUGUUGGAUAACAUCAUGAUAUGUAGCCGUGUAAUGCUCCUUCACUCCUUAAUCUGGUGACUGGCCACAAUGUUGCUCAACCAAUGUGCUCGUGUGAUGGCUGCUUCAGAGGCAAAGCUCCUCCCAAAUGGUGGCAACAGUGAUUCCUCAACACAGCUGGCCUGGCUGUACCUCAUUUACUUGUGUUGAGGCAACACCACUGCCAUCGUUUAUUAAGCUUGUGUUGUGAUAAGUUAUAUUUGUCAAUUGCAUAUCACCUUAUCUGAAAGUACACCAGUGGAUACCAAGAGGCUAUACAAAAUGCUCAGUUUUUUAUGUAGUUUGGAAUAAACUGGCUCAUAGGAAUCCCCAGUCUGAUCAGUCUUUCAGAAUCAUGUUUUGUAUGCAUUAUAGUUUACAUUAGUUUUCUGCUUUUUCAUACAAACUUGUACAGGGUUACAUGUAAGACGUACUCAUUCCCCGAUCCGGACAUGACGUACACAACAGUAUAAACAUUAGCCACUAGUGGGAGGCCUCACACCAGCAACAGCCCACUGACCAAUGUUAACCUGGUCCCAGAAAUAGUGGCAAGGCAGUGGCUACCACUGAGAGUGCUUUAAAUAGAUUUUAUAACAAAUGAUCUCUAAUUACUUAGAGUUAGAUGUAUCUAUGUGGAAACCAUAGCAUUUUAAUAUAUACAUUUAUCUUAAAUCACAGAAGGCUCUCUUUACUUCUGGUGCUACAGUUGCCAUAAAUGUAGUCCAAAAAAAUGAGGGACUUAAUCAAUAAGUUGCAGCUCCAUGAGGACAACAACAGCUAACUAACUAACACGACAGAAUACUUCCAAGGAGUGACCAUCAAUAUCAAAAUAAGGAACAUCAUGGCCUUUGACUGCACAAGUUUCUCAGACCAAAAUCUCACACAUUGUAGACUUAGUGAAUGUAAAGCCACUUGGUGUUUUAUAAGUUUUGUAAAUACAAAUUGCAGGCAGGAAAAGUCUUCAGAAAAGUCAGCUGUGUCUGGCCGAGGUGGAGCAACCUAUAGAGUACAUUACACUAGAACCAGGAUUUUGAACUCAAGAACUAAGUUGUACUUUAGUAACACUGAGAAAGCCUUUUUCUAUCAUUUCUUAGGUAGUGGAAGGUCUACCUCACCUGUCAGGGGUCCAGGAGUGGGAGUGUGACAUCAUGUACAUUUCAGUGACUACCUGUCUUUCAUUUGUAUUAACAUUUGUUUCAUCAUGCAUCACAUGAUUGCCUAUGCAAUAGAAAAUAACACUUUUGGGCAUCUAACUAUACAAAUACUGAUCAAUUUUUUAUACCAUUGCCAAGAAGCAAACCAAGGACCUCAUUACUGAGAAGUGUAUCUUGAUAUUUUAUUCCAUAGUACAAAGUAUUUUAUGAUAUCUUAGGUUUUACAAAGCUUUUGCUAAUUGCCACAUAAGAUGUGUGUCUAGCAUUGUAAGGUUUCAAGAGUUUUAUCGAUGUAUAAUCCAGUUUCCUCCGUGUAUUGUAUGUGAUGUAAAUAUCUGCUUAUUGGUGUUGGCUCUUAUGCUGUUGUAUAUAAAUGUGAAUUGAUGCCCUAUGGAUUGAGAUAUAUACGGCAGAUUAUAUAUAUUUAAUUCUUCUGUUACAUGACUAUUUCCAGAUAUAUUGAUUUGUUUCCAAUAGCUUUUAUAUGUUGAACAGAGUGUUUCAUAGUAUCAAAAUAAUAUAUAAAAAGUGAAUCCAUAGGGCUGGCUGGUGUCCCGUUCACCUAGCGUUAGUAUUGGGAGGCUGCUGCAGGUCACCUCACAGCAAUAUCAAUAGAUUUGUCCACUUCUUCAGUUGGUGUGCAAAAUAUAUGCAAAUUGAAGUAAUACAUAAAUUAUGCUUUGGACAUUACAUUGAAAAUUACAAUGAUGUGACUGGAUACUGUUUAUGCAAGACCCAUAUCCAAGAUAGUUGUAGAAGAGUAUUUAGGGACACUUAAAAACUUUUGUAUAAACUUGAAUGACUUUUUUAACAACGGUAAAGUCCUUAUUUUCUUCAAGACAUUGAUGUAUUUGUCUGUAGCUUUAUAAUAAUAAAAUAUCGUGCAUGA